This is a messenger RNA of Eubalaena glacialis (North Atlantic right whale), 1539 nucleotides long. It is a transcript of the gene ZBTB32, whose product is annotated as zinc finger and BTB domain containing 32. The transcript is spliced from 5 exons. NCBI's taxonomy places the organism in Eukaryota, Metazoa, Chordata, Mammalia, Artiodactyla, Balaenidae. Gene Ontology annotation, molecular function: protein binding; RNA polymerase II cis-regulatory region sequence-specific DNA binding; DNA-binding transcription factor activity, RNA polymerase II-specific. The record is from RefSeq and is a predicted model, not a curated record. Bases 1 to 1539 code for a protein of 512 amino acids. Gene Ontology annotation, biological process: regulation of transcription by RNA polymerase II. Gene Ontology annotation, cellular component: nucleus.
AUGCCCAUGUCCCCAACAAGACUGCCUAGUCCCUAUGGCUCUGAUCGGCUGGUACGGCUAGCAGCCAGGCUCCGGCCAGCACUGUGUGAUACCCUGAUCACAGUGGGGAGCCAGGAGUUCCCUGCCCACAGCCUGGUGCUGGCAGGUGUGAGCCAGCAACUGGGUCGCAGGGGUCACUGGGCUCUGGUGAAAGGCAUCAGCCCUUCCACCUUUGCCCAACUUCUGCACUUUGUUUAUGGGGAGAGCCUAGAGCUGCAACCUGGGGAACUGGGGCCCCUUGAGGAGGCAGCCAGAGCAUUAGGGGUGCAGUCCCUGGAAGAGGCAUGCAUGAGGGCUCGAAGAGAUACAGCCAGAGAAGAGGUGGGUCCAGGGCUGAAGGAACAACAGGAGGAGCCAGAGAAACCCACAAGGGAUUCUGUGAGAGGAGUGGGGGGCUUUGGAGAGAAGCAGAGACCACAGAAGUUUGUUAGAGCUGGUGGGAAAGAACAGGAGACGUUGCACAGGCACAGGCCAUCAAGAGAGAGCCCUGAGAUGGCAGAGGCAACUCUCGAGGAUCAAGGGGAGCAGAUGAGACCAGAGGAGAAACUCAACCAAUCCCCUGUUGGCCGCGGAGGAGCAGAUGGGAAGCAAGAAGUGAUCAUGUGGGUGAGGGACAGUCCAGGGGGCUCUGAGGAAAGUCUGCGGGAGUUCCCUGGCCCCCUUCCCCCACCAGGUUCCCUCCAAACCGGCAUCACCCCUAGGCCCUGGUGGGCUGAGGCCCCUUGGUUGGGGGAGGGCCAGCCUGCCCUGUGGAGCAUCCUGCUGUUGCCGCCCAGAUAUGGCACUCCCUUCUCCCAUAGCACCCCCAUGACUGCAGCCCGGCAGGAGGUCUGGCCUCAGGACCAGAGAAAGGAAUUGGCCAGGAUCCCAGGUGUAGCCAAAGCUGUAACUCUUCCCCAUCCCACUCCCAGGAUCCCACUGUCCCUGAACCUCCACAAAGGCCUCUGGAACCAGAACCAGUUGGCCUCCUGCAGCCCCACCCCAGGUUCCCUCCCCCAGGGCCCCACACAGCUCAGCCCUGGGGAGAUGGAAGAGUCUGAUCAGAGGCACACAGGUGAACUUGCAACCUGUGUGGGUCAUGUGGGCACAGCAAGCCACGCAUCUCAACAACACCCUCCCCCACCCCCUCCUGCUCGGUCUCGGCCCUAUUCUUGUUCUGUCUGUGGAAAGAGGUUUUCACUCAAACAUCAGAUGGAGACGCACUACCGUGUCCACACAGGAGAGAAGCCCUUCUCCUGUAGCCUCUGUCCCCAGCGCUCCCGGGACUUCUCAGCCAUGACCAAGCACCUGCGGACGCACGGGGCCGCACCCUACCGCUGCCCUCUGUGCCAGGCCGGCUGCCCCAGCCUGGCCUCCAUGCAGACGCACAUGCGCGGCCACUCGCCCAGCCAGCUCCCGCCGGGAUGGACCAUUCGCUCCACCUUCCUCUACUCCUCCUCCUCCUCGAGGCCAUCUCGGGCCUCGACCUCUCCCUGUAGGCCCCCUUCCUCAACCACCUGA